UCGCUAGUAUAGCGGGAAAAUGUUGUAUUAAUGACAAGAUGUUUAUACGCAUGUCGUGUGGAUUGGUCAGAGAGUGACCAAUAGAAAUUGAUUUUGAGGUGUAGUAGAGAACUGGUUUUUAAAAGUUGGUCACUUCUUGCCGCCGACUUAAGCGUGCAACAGCUUAAUUAUGGACGCCGGGGAAGUUCAACAGCAAAUAAAUCAGUCAAUUCAACAGGCCAACAAUGAGAUUGUGAGUCAGUUUUCCAGUAUUUUGGACAAUAGACUUUCGACAGUGCAGAGAAGUAUAAAUGAAAAUCAAAAAAUUAUCGCCGAGCGGCAAGAAGCAAAGUUCGAGCAAGUGUUCACAGAUAAUUAUAAAUUCAAAAAGCGCGGUAAUGAAGAACAGUAUAAGCACAAUGUUAAAGUAAUGGCAAAGCUGAAGGAGGCAAACGAAGAACUGGAAGACAACUGCAUUCAAGGAGUGAGACAAAAGAUAACAGAAGGUUAUGACUUGAUUAAACAGAGACAAAAACUAGUUAAGUUAGCAGAUUCGUCAUCGACUGGGUGGAGAGCUGUAGAUGAAUAUGUAAAGAACCAAAUAGCUUCGGACUCAGAUGAUGAAAAAAGAAUUUCCAAGGCGCAAACGAGGGCAGAGAGAAAAAUCAAGGACGAACGUAUCAAACGUCGAAGGGAUAUGCGAGAGAAGUGGAGGCCCUACCCUUCUAUCAACGCUACAGGAGGCAGUACUUCAACCUCUACUACGCCCGAUGUAUGGAGAUCGGGCCAGUGCUACAGGUGUCAUAAGAAGGGACACUGGAGAAAGGAUUGUACAGAAAAAAACAGAUGAAAAGAUAAGUAGUUUUGUAUUUGAAUGUUUUGACACAAAG
Molecule: messenger RNA, 869 nt
Organism: Saccostrea cuccullata (small rock oyster)
Lineage: Eukaryota; Metazoa; Mollusca; Bivalvia; Ostreida; Ostreidae
Exons: 1
Coding region: 170-829 (219 amino acids)
Molecular function (GO): zinc ion binding; nucleic acid binding
Source: RefSeq, a predicted model, not a curated record